Messenger RNA from Arvicola amphibius (Eurasian water vole), 3286 nucleotides. It is a transcript of the gene Dvl1, whose product is annotated as dishevelled segment polarity protein 1. Lineage: Eukaryota; Metazoa; Chordata; Mammalia; Rodentia; Cricetidae. The transcript has 16 exons. Gene Ontology annotation, cellular component: cytosol. The record is from RefSeq and is a predicted model, not a curated record. Gene Ontology annotation, molecular function: frizzled binding. Bases 248 to 2407 code for a protein of 719 amino acids. Gene Ontology annotation, biological process: canonical Wnt signaling pathway; intracellular signal transduction.
GGCGGCAGUAACCCUCGGAGCUGCUUUUCCUCGCGCCCGCUCCGGGGCUGGCAGCGGAUGGGCGGCCGCGGGCCGCGGGACAACAGGCGGGGAACGGGUGCGAGCCGGGACCGGGCGGGGCGGGCGCGCACAGGGGCCGCGGGGCGGCCGGGCGGGGCGCGGGCCGGCGGUUUGGGAGGGCGCCCCGCGUCCGAGAGGUGAGCCGGGCCCUGACGCUGCGCGGGUUCCGCGUCCCCGCUGCCGCGCCAUGGCGGAGACCAAGAUCAUCUACCACAUGGACGAGGAAGAGACGCCGUACCUGGUCAAGCUGCCCGUAGCUCCGGAGCGCGUCACGCUGGCGGACUUCAAGAACGUGCUCAGCAACCGGCCGGUGCACGCCUACAAAUUCUUCUUCAAGUCUAUGGACCAGGACUUCGGGGUGGUGAAAGAAGAGAUCUUCGAUGACAAUGCCAAGUUGCCCUGCUUCAAUGGCCGGGUGGUUUCCUGGCUGGUCCUGGCUGAGGGCGCGCACUCGGAUGCAGGGUCCCAGGGCACUGACAGCCACACGGACCUGCCCCCACCCCUCGAGAGGACAGGCGGCAUUGGGGACUCCAGGCCCCCCUCCUUCCAUCCAAAUGUUGCCAGUAGCCGUGAUGGGAUGGACAACGAGACAGGCACAGAGUCCAUGGUCAGUCAUCGGCGAGAGCGUGCCCGACGUCGCAACCGUGAUGAGGCUGCCCGGACGAACGGGCACCCGAGGGGGGACCGGCGACGGGAUCUGGGACUGCCUCCAGAUAGUGCAUCCACCGUACUGAGCAGUGAGCUUGAAUCUAGCAGCUUUAUUGACUCAGAUGAGGAGGACAACACAAGCCGGCUGAGUAGCUCUACAGAGCAGAGCACCUCCUCUCGGCUGAUUCGCAAGCACAAAUGUCGGCGGCGGAAGCAGCGCUUGAGGCAGACAGACCGGGCAUCCUCCUUCAGCAGCAUCACCGACUCCACCAUGUCCCUGAACAUCAUCACCGUCACUCUCAACAUGGAGAGGCACCACUUCCUGGGCAUCAGCAUCGUGGGCCAGAGCAACGACCGGGGUGAUGGCGGCAUCUACAUUGGAUCCAUCAUGAAGGGCGGGGCUGUGGCUGCUGAUGGCCGCAUUGAGCCAGGCGACAUGCUGCUGCAGGUGAAUGAUGUCAACUUUGAGAACAUGAGCAACGAUGACGCUGUGCGGGUACUUCGGGAGAUCGUAUCCCAAACGGGGCCCAUCAGCCUCACAGUGGCCAAGUGCUGGGACCCAACCCCUCGGAGCUACUUCACCAUCCCAAGGGCUGACCCAGUGCGACCCAUCGACCCAGCCGCCUGGCUGUCCCACACGGCGGCGCUGGCGGGUGCUCUGCCCCGCUAUGGUACGAGUCCCUGCUCCAGUGCCAUUACUCGCACCAGCUCUUCCUCACUAACCAGCUCAGUGCCUGGCGCCCCACCUCAGCCAUACUGGCCAUCUGGAUGCAUUGAAGGAUCCGCCAGGCCUGUGUUGCGGACUGGGAGGACACAUGAGCUGGAGGAGGCUCCGCUGACCGUGAAGAGCGACAUGAGCGCCAUUGUCCGGGUCAUGCAGCUGCCGGACUCAGGGCUGGAGAUCCGGGACCGUAUGUGGCUUAAGAUCACUAUUGCCAAUGCUGUCAUUGGGGCGGACGUGGUGGACUGGCUGUACACACACGUGGAGGGCUUCAAAGAACGCAGGGAGGCGAGGAAGUAUGCCAGCAGCAUGUUGAAGCACGGCUUCUUGCGGCACACGGUCAACAAGAUCACCUUCUCUGAGCAAUGCUACUAUGUCUUUGGGGACCUGUGCAGUAACCUUGCAUCCCUGAACCUCAACAGUGGCUCCAGUGGAGCCUCAGAUCAGGACACACUGGCCCCACUGCCCCACCCAUCCGUGCCCUGGCCCUUGGGUCAAGGCUACCCCUACCAGUACCCAGGGCCCCCGCCCUGCUUCCCACCUGCUUACCAGGACCCUGGCUUCAGCUACGGCAGUGGCAGUGCUGGGAGUCAGCAGAGUGAAGGAAGCAAGAGCAGUGGGUCCACAAGGAGCAGCCAUCGGACCCCAGGCCGAGAGGAGCGCCGGGCAGCCGGAGCUGGGGGUAGCGGCAGCGAAUCAGAUCACACGGCACCAAGUGGGUCUGGUAGCACUGGCUGGUGGGAGCGUCCUGUCAGCCAGCUUAGCCGUGGCAGUAGCCCUCGAAGUCAGGCCUCAGCUGUUGCUCCAGGGCUCCCCCCACUUCACCCCCUGACAAAGGCCUAUGCAGUAGUGGGCGGACCACCUGGAGGGCCACCUGUCCGGGAGCUGGCUGCUGUUCCUCCAGAACUUACAGGUAGCCGCCAGUCCUUCCAAAAGGCCAUGGGAAACCCCUGUGAGUUCUUUGUGGACAUUAUGUGACCAUCAACCAGUGUUUUCAGUGCUGCCUGUGGCAAGAGUCUGUGGUCCUGCUGUGCCAGGAUCUCUAUGGACUUGCCUUAGUGGUGGCCAGCCAGGAUAGAUCAGCUGUGGGGUCUGGGCCAGGGCAGAGGGAGCAGGCUGCAGAGGAAGGGCUGAUAUGGGCUUGGCAUCCUGCCUGCUGUGUGGUGCAGCUCAAGUAGAGUCUUGUGAGGAGAUGUCUGUCUUUAGGUCCUCAGCAUAAGUCUCAGGGACCACCUCCUGGUUCCUUUUUUUGGAAGUGACCUCCAUUUAGGAUAAGAAAGACUCUCUUGGGCUCUGUGCACGUUCCCCCCCCCCCCCAAAAAAAAAACUCUUCCAGAACUGUGCACAGUGGCCCAGACUGACUCUCACUGAGUUCAUGGGCCUCACCUGUCAGGCCAAGGUAGGGUUCUUGAGGGGUUAGACAGAGCCUUUAAACCUCUCUGGCUGCCCACGUGGGAUCUAACUUAUUUAUUUAUUGCUAGCCUGCCUGCUCUGAGGGUGGCAGCUGGUUACCCAAUGGGGGCAGGUGCAUGUCCCUCUCCCCCCUUGGUACUCAGCCCAUGACAACAGUUUGUGCUGGGAGUACGUGGAGGAUGCCGAGUGCACCUUUACACGGCGAUAGCGCACACAAUAGCUACAGAGAUGGGGUCCUGUCCUGUCCUGUCGCUGCUACCCUGGUGGCUGUCCACCAGCAUGUGCCACUGCCAUCUUGGCUUGGCAGCCCCACACUUCUGCACUGUAGAUACGGUGUCGAAGUCUGAGCAGCUGGGUAGUUCACGUGUAAACGCUGCUUCUGUGUAAAUGCUGCUUCUGUGUAAAUGCUAUUUUAAACACUAAAAAGCGUUUAAUUUUAUGGGA